GUUUCACCGCCUCUGUGUUGCUGCAGUAGUGGCUGUGAUGGCAGGGAUGGAAGUGGCUCCUUUCAGGCCGUGGGACGAUUUCUUCCCCGGAGCUGACCGCUUCGCCAAACCAGACGUGCAGGACUUAACCAAAUGGAACAACAGGGUGGUCAGCAAUCUGCUCUACUAUCAGACUAAUUACUUUGCGGUGGCCAUCGUGGUGUUUCUGAUAGUUGGGUUCAUGAACCCUCUGGGCAUGCUCCUUGGUGGAGCAGUGGUCACCUUGGUCUUCAUGGGUUCUGUGUGGGCUGGAGAGAACAAGGCGGUGAUCAAGAACUUCAAGAAGAAGAACCCCUCCCUGUUCGUCAUCGCUGUAAUGGGAGCCAGCUAUUUCCUGCUUUCGCUGUGUGGAGGGGUGAUGGUGUUUAUCUUUGGCAUCACCUUCCCUUUGCUCUUGAUCCUGGUGCACGCCUCGCUGCGGCUGCGCAGCAUGAAGAACAAGUUGGAGAACAAGAUUGAGGGCGUGGGACUGAAGAGGACACCUAUGGGGGUCAUCUUAGAUCUCCUGGACCAGCAGGAGGAGAAAAUAAACAAAAUCCAGGAUUUCAUUGAGAGCAAGCUUAAGGACUGAGCAUGGUGACCAUCAGCGUGUAACAACACAAUGAUAAAUCUUAACUGGGAGUCACAUUCACUCUUACGUACCUAAACCCCUCCUAAUUCUAAUGCAUAUCUCAUGUGUGAAGCGCUUCUGUGAAAAAGGAAAGAUCUUCCAAAGUGUACAUGGUUACUGCUAGUGAUUCUCCCAGUUUAGACCACCUAAGAUUUAUGUAUGCUAUACUGUAAAAACUCUUGGAAAUAAUGUUUUUUUGUUCUUGCUACCCUAAAAAGGCUGUUAGCUUAUAUGUGGCAAUCAGUAUCCUAUUUUAGCAUGUUGGGCUUCCCUGCGUAAGCAUGUUUCCAAUGGCGUAUGCUUCCCUGAUAUAUGCACCUUUGAUAUAACUCUUUUUUUGCACUUAGAUGUAGGUUUUUCUUCGAAUGUAAAUGGAUAUAACAAUGUUACAACAAUAUUACAACAAACAAUCAAGAACUGAAGAAGUUUUAAUAUAAGAUGAGCGUAGAGUUUUGUAUCUUUGUCAGGUUAAAUAUGAAGGAAAGCACAUUAGAAUACUACAUGUUUUCUGGUAUUACAAAAGAUUAAUGUAUUUUAAAGGUCAUAGUUAAUGUUACUUGUUCUGCUUUGUUACUGUGGCACUCGUUAGGUUCAUCAUAAUGACGCUGCACAUUUUACAGUGCAUAUAGAUCGCAUUGAUGGUGACAUCAUAAAAGUUACUGAACGAGAGUAGAAAUUUGUCUAAGACUGAGACAUGAUCAUUGUUUUACUUUGAAGACGGCAAAAGUGCUACCUCAAAUAGUCAAUUCCUACAUAGAAGUAGGACUCAAGUCAAACCCAUGCUACUUUUGCAUA
Messenger RNA from Colossoma macropomum (tambaqui), 1444 nucleotides. RefSeq names its product ADP-ribosylation factor-like 6 interacting protein 5b (gene arl6ip5b). Gene Ontology annotation, cellular component: membrane. The record is from RefSeq and is a predicted model, not a curated record. The transcript is spliced from 3 exons. Lineage: Eukaryota; Metazoa; Chordata; Actinopteri; Characiformes; Serrasalmidae. The coding region runs from base 38 to 610 and encodes 190 amino acids. Gene Ontology annotation, biological process: negative regulation of transport.